Molecule: messenger RNA, 1207 nt
Organism: Branchiostoma floridae (Florida lancelet)
Lineage: Eukaryota; Metazoa; Chordata; Leptocardii; Amphioxiformes; Branchiostomatidae
Product: UDP-glucuronic acid decarboxylase 1-like
Biological process (GO): D-xylose metabolic process
Cellular component (GO): cytoplasm
Molecular function (GO): NAD+ binding; UDP-glucuronate decarboxylase activity
Source: RefSeq, a predicted model, not a curated record
GGUGGCCAGAAUAUUCAACACCUUUGGUCCCAGGAUGCACAUGAGUGACGGCAGGGUCGUCAGUAACUUCAUCUUACAGUCGCUGCAGGACCAGCCAAUCACAGUUUUUGGGGCAGGGAAGCAGACAAGAUCAUUCCAAUAUGUCAGUGACCUGGUGAAUGGGUUGGUGAUGCUGAUGAACAGUAACAUUUCCACACCUGUCAAUCUGGGUAACCCAGAAGAACACUCCAUAUUGGAGUUUGCAACAAUAAUCAAGAACUUGGUUGGUUGCAAAAGUGAUAUUGUACAUGUAAAGGAGCAGGAAGACGACCCCCAGCGGAGAAAACCUGACAUCACAAAAGCUAUGGGCAUGGGGUGGCAACCAAAGGUUCCAAUGAUAGAGGGUCUAAACAGGACCAUCGAGUACUUCCGUCAGGAACUCUUCCAGUCUUCACACAACCAGAAAAUGAUCCUCAGACCCGACGACAAGCUUGUAUGAUCAGUCAACAACAACAAUGCAAUAAUACUGUACGGGAGUAGUUUUAACCUACAUGUACAUUAAAGAAUAGGAACCAAGACCAUGAUGUGUUCAGCACUUGUAUAUUAACUGUAUUUAAUUAUCAUAAUUGUUAUUAUUAACUAAUAAUGCCAUUGUUCCAAACUGUAUGUCCUGACAUACAUGUAAUGUAGGUUCCAUUUUUGCAUUGAACAGGUCAAAUUUGCCCUCUAGAUAAGAGGUUAUCUGUAAUUAUAUGUUGUGUAACUGUUUUUAUUAUAACAGCCGUUGCUGUUUUAGGUACAGGUGCACACUUGACUGUACAUUAUGAGUAAAGAAAGUAAAAUGGCUGACAAAUUAUGAUGAUCGUAAUAAAUGUUGGUCAGAUUGAGGUCCUUAGCCGCGACGUCGACAAUGAUUCCGUAAGGUUGAAACUGAAAAAUUUAUUACUGCUUCCCAAGAUUAGUCCUAGACAUGGUUUUCAGUUAGGUCAAUGAUUUACAUGUAGACUAAUUGCAGUAUUAAAACUACAUGCACAUGUAUAAGUACAUUUUGUACAUGCACGGUAGAGAAUAUUAUACGAUUUUAUCCACCGUCUGGCUAAGGCUAUGUUUAUGUUUGAAAAUGUUAAACACAGCAAUUUUUUUUAUUUUCUCAGAUUUUGUUGCUGAUUCUUAUUGUGGGCUUUUCCCUGCACAAGCAGUGAUCAUAUUUAUUUCAUAUUUAUAUCAU